Annulohypoxylon truncatum is the source of this 1815-nucleotide messenger RNA. RefSeq lists its product as uncharacterized. The record is from RefSeq and is a predicted model, not a curated record. The transcript is spliced from 2 exons. Bases 176 to 1126 code for a protein of 316 amino acids. Gene Ontology annotation, molecular function: oxidoreductase activity, acting on the CH-OH group of donors, NAD or NADP as acceptor. NCBI's taxonomy places the organism in Eukaryota, Fungi, Ascomycota, Sordariomycetes, Xylariales, Hypoxylaceae.
GGAAUUUAAGAGGCCUUAAGUCCGCACAGAAGCUAUAUAUUGGUCCGCUACGUGCAUGAUAACACAACGCGCAGAUAGCGAGACACCUACCUAGUAUGUAGUAUGUAAUAGAGCUGAUAAACCACUCCGAAAGAAACCAUUUGCGUGCAACAAUAUCCAAAAGACUGAGGGAUAAAUGGAUCAAGAUAACGUCAAAAACGUCCUCGAAUUCGUAAAAAGGCAUCAUACGUCUUUAUACGAAUUCAUCGAACCCUCGAAGCUACGCUUACACCCUAACUACAGCGUCUGUAUCAUAGGCGCCAGCCGCGGCAUCGGCGAACACAUAGCAUACGCGUACGCAGCUGCCGGCGCCCACAGAAUCAUCCUAGCCGGACGCCCAUCAUCGCAGACCCUCCUGGGAAGUGUAGCGGCCAAAGCGCGGACCCUGAAUUCUAACCCAGGGGCAUCCGUUACCAUCUCCUCGGUUGACUUGGCAUCGAGCUCUGAGGUAGCGGACCUAGCCCGCAUGGUCCGCGCUCAGAUCCCGCGCCUCGACGCCGUCGUCUUUAACGCGGGGUUCUCGGGCCCGGUGACCUUACGCAUUGACGACGGCGAGCCCGCUGAUUUCCGGACUUGCGUUGACGUUAACUACUUGGGCGCGUACCACGUGGCGCAUUGGUUCUUGCCGUUGCUGAGACGAGAUGGUGCUACUAGUGUUGGUGUUGGUGAUGGUGAUGGAGGAGAGGGGGCAGGGGCAGGAGCUUUCAUCGUGGUGAGCGCGAUGGCGGCGCUGAUCACGCGGGGCCCGAUCGCGAAUACGGGGUACUGCGUUAGCAAGAUGGCGCAACUGCGGCUCGUGGAGAUGGUCGCGGAGCAGUAUGGCAAAGAAGGCGUGUUAGCUGUCGCGGUCCAUCCUGGUGCCGUGCUGACGGAGAUGGCGAUGCAGGCACCGGAGGAGUUCGCGCCAUAUUUGAUUGAUAGUCCUGCACUGUGCGGGGGGUUCUGUGUUUGGCUUUGUGCUGAGAAGGAGAAGAGGCGCUGGAUGAACGGUCGACUUCUGUCUGCUACUUGGGAUGUCGAGGAGUUGCUUUCCAAACAUAAGGAAAUUGUUGAGAAGGAUUUGCUGAAAUUUCGAAUGGCUAUAUGAUGGAUUCAAUCUGGCGUAAAGCCAGUAUUCUAUCUACGCACUCAACGGAUACCUUGGUAGCUAUCACAUUGUAGCUACUCCUUACCUGUUGGAAACAUGACCUAUCUAUGAUUCCAUCCGAUCUUCAAACCUUACCCAUAACUCUGGUUUCCACCACAUAACAUGGAGGUGAUUUUCUUGGUCCCAAUCCAAUUCCGUAUUAACAAGGGACAUGUUGUAACGCCAGAGAAGCUUUGCCAAUAUCACAUUCAUCUCAACGUAUGCCAGAUUUCGUCCUAGACAAGCGCGGGGCCCCAACAAAAACGGUUGACUUGCGUCCCUAUUAUCUUUGGUAUCAUUGGAUAACCACCGUUCAGGAAUGAAUUGAUUAGGUUCCGUAAAGUAUUCCGGGCUGUGAGUGAUGGUCCAGCCGCUGGUGUAUAUCUCGGUGCCUUUUGGAACCCAGUGUCCGUCUAUCUUAGCCCCAGGAGAGAUUCGGGGGAAGCCUUGAGACCCCGGAGGAUAUAUACGCAGCCCCUCGUUAAUAACGGCUUGUAAGUAAGGGAUCUGUUUUGCUGAUGCUGCUGUGAUGGUGGAAUAUUCGACAAACUCUUGUCGAAUCAAGGCUGACACCUUUUGCAAAGUCUUAGGAUUUUUUAGUAGGUGAUAAGUUACGCCAAUGAGAAAUGUAGAGACAGUUUCUCCUCCUG